AUCGUACAUAUGCGCAGCGACUCGGAACCAGGAAUCUUUGGACGAGAAAAAACUUCUGCCCGGCCAAUCUCCGUCAUUACAACUCGCACGCACUCACCCUGAUGUGCCUGUCGUCAACGUCAUGCCCCUUUCCCAAUCGUCUGUAUCUUCGAGACCGGCAGCAAGACUACUCCAUUUGGACUCAUAAAGCAACGGUCUACUGCUCGAGCAUAUACCACAGUCAGUACCAGAAUGGCGUACUGCCGAAGGAUCUGAUGAUCCGAACGUCAGCCUAGAUGCUGAGGUCCGUUGCACUCACGCGCCAGGGGACUCGGCGGCCCGGGACACGCUGUCGAUCGGUUGCGGACCCGCUGGUUCCUCACGGAGCACGCCGGAGCACGCCGGAGCCCCACCCAUUUCCGCCCGGCCGUGCAUCCAUACUCGGCGAUUCUGAAGAAACCAGACGAGCGAUCCCGUCGGCCGCCGGCUUUUGGCAAGUCAGCCACUUUGCCCGGAUCGACCUUGAGGGACCGGAUCGGUUUCAGCGGCUUUGGCUUCCAUGCUGCACAAUCCCUCGUUCUGUGUUUGAUGAAACCCUCACACAUCCAGGUCUGCCCACAAGAUCAAGACGUGCUCUCAUGUGACGAAAUCACAUUUUCCCCCCGAAGUGCUUUGAAAAUUGUUCCAGACCCAAAACCUUCAUCCUUGGCCAGCUUGGCCAGUAUGAUUUAAGAGGUCCACGUUUGGCCUCGCCACACUCAAUGCUUUCCCUUGGCGCCCGUGUUCUGCAAGAUUGACAUGGUCACUGAGUAAGCAAUCUGCGACAGACGAACGCAGGCCAAGAACUGGGCCACCGCUUGUAUGUGACUAUUCCCACCAAUUGGGCUGACUAGACCAACCGGUCAGAUUUAUUGCAUAACUAUUCUCGAAAAGUCUUGGGUUCAAUGGGACUAUCAACAUUGUCGUAUCUUCAUAGCUGGCUCUCGUCUAUACCUGCCUCAUCUUGAAUAAUAGAUAUCAGUAUGCCAUGAGCUUGUCAACUUGCUCAAGGCGAGUUUGGUACAGUCAUCGCGUCGAUUCGGCGGACAUCAAUCUAUGCCAAAGCCUCGGCCAACUAUGUGCAGGACGUUGCUCUGGUGUAACUGAUCGCAUUCUGAAAAGGGAAGGUAUAGGGAGCCGGACACAUGCCACGGUAUGGCGGGCUCAGUA
Messenger RNA from Colletotrichum destructivum, 1188 nucleotides. RefSeq lists its product as uncharacterized. The coding region runs from base 276 to 623 and encodes 115 amino acids. The record is from RefSeq and is a predicted model, not a curated record. Lineage: Eukaryota; Fungi; Ascomycota; Sordariomycetes; Glomerellales; Glomerellaceae. The transcript has a single exon.